Messenger RNA from Anastrepha ludens (Mexican fruit fly), 1161 nucleotides. RefSeq lists its product as uncharacterized. Gene Ontology annotation, molecular function: nucleic acid binding. Bases 141 to 1004 code for a protein of 287 amino acids. NCBI's taxonomy places the organism in Eukaryota, Metazoa, Arthropoda, Insecta, Diptera, Tephritidae. The transcript has a single exon. The record is from RefSeq and is a predicted model, not a curated record.
GAAGCACUAAUAGUAAUUUUCCGAUAAAUCAAUAGCAGAACUAACAAAAGAUCGACAUAAAACAAAAUAAUAACACGUGCGUUUACGAAUGCAACUGCUUUCAUUUUUACUUAAGUUCUUAUAUCUACUCAAUUUAAAUAAUGGCAUCGUCUGAAAGUGAACAAUCUGAUAGUCAACUUGAAUCGCAUGAGGAGGAGGAGCCGGAUUUAGAUGCUAGUGACACCGAUUCUGAUGAAGAUGAUGAGAAUUUGGAUAAUGAACUGGCCAUGUCAAAAUCACUCGAGGACAAAGUUGCUGACCAGCUGACUAAAAAGUAUUCAGAACGACAGGGGAAACAAUUGUAUAUCCGCUUCCCACAUAAACUACCAGAGGAUGAUGCCGAGUUUCAGAAAGAGGCCAAGUCCCUGUCUCCUUUAAUUGUGAGAGCACAUAAACCUCGACAAAAACACGCACGUUUUUGUCUUGUUGACUUUAAUUCACGUGAAGAUCGUGAUACCGCCUUUAAAGCCAUAAAAUUAUUAGCAAAAGGUGAGAAAAGAAUAGUUGUGUCGAUUCCACGUACGGAGAGCUCUGACUUUCUUGAGGAACUUGUUCAGCGCAAAGUGAAUUCUUUGGAAAAGAAAAAAGCAAAGGCGCGAUUGAGGCGUGCGAGCAAAUUAGCAUUGCGUGCUAAGAAUUUCACAUCAUCGAUUGUUAUAACAAAUCUACCCCAAAGUGCCUCUGUAUCGGAAGUGCGUAGAUUAUUCCCAACGGCUGUAGAUGUACAAAUAAAGCCCGGCAAAGGUAGAUUAACCGCUUCAAGUAUAGCGGCAAUAACCUUGCCCACUACAAUGGAAGCUCGCGCUGCAGUCAAAAAGAAACAUUCACUGGGUGGAACUGCGUUAAAAGUAUCUUUCAAUACCCAGCAACUUAAAGGCGGAAAAAAAUUUAAGAAAACUAGCAAACAGAAGAAAUCAUUGAAUGGGGGGCCAGCAACAAAAACAAAAAACAAAAGAGAACUAUGAAAGGUGAUAAAAAAAACUAAAUCGUAAAAUAAGCCUGUUAGUUUAUAUUGUUGAGUUAUAAAUUUCUCAACAAAUUUUAUAUUUAAUAUAUGUACAUAUUACAUAAGUUGAUCACUAAAGGUGAAAAUAAGAAAUGUAAUAAAUAGAAAAACAUUGA